Psilocybe cubensis is the source of this 2025-nucleotide messenger RNA. RefSeq lists its product as uncharacterized. The record is from RefSeq and is a predicted model, not a curated record. The transcript has 10 exons. Lineage: Eukaryota; Fungi; Basidiomycota; Agaricomycetes; Agaricales; Agrocybaceae. The coding region runs from base 1 to 2025 and encodes 674 amino acids.
AUGCGCCAGUCAUCCCAGCUACUCUACCCUUCUUUCCCGGUCUCUGACUCUUUCGACGUUGUCGCGACUUCUGUGGCUCGUUUCCCGAAUCCCGCCUUCGCCAUGCCGGACCCAAAGGCCAAUGUCAGCAGCAUUCCAAUCUUCAGGAUUGACUCCGUCCCGGGCUCGGAAGAGAGCAACACUAGAAACGGGACCGGUAGUAUAACACCGGCAAGCAUGCCUGCUACUCCAGGCGAGAGGUCCGACGACGAGGGCUUCCAAUUCACCCCGAAGCGGGCGAUGGCAUCUUUUGAGAAUUUGGUGGCCAUGGCCAACCACCAAGAACGGUUGAAGGAGGCUAGAAAGAUGGUGUGGAGAGAUAGAGGCCAGCCGGUGGUGGAGCUUGAUACUUUAGAGGCAUGUUUAGCUCAUGCUAUGUCAGGGGGUAUUAGGUCUGCAACGUUGGCAUUUAACAUUCGAGCGCUCCUCAACUUAGUGCUAGCGCUCAUUCGCAUUCACCGCGUACCAAGGGACUAUCGCAUUGCGAUGAUACGGCAAGCCGUGUUUGGGUCUGAUACCUGGAGAUUUGCAGCUAUGCUUGGCUCUUUUACAUCUUUAUACAAGUUUCUUAUUAAUGCCCUCCCUAUCCUCAUCCCAGCCAUUCGGCCCAAACAGUCAACUAGUGGCUCUGCUCUCGAUGACGAGGAUAAUGAGCUCGACGUCGAGGCCCAGACCAGUCUGGAAGUCCCUCUAGAAAAGCGGAAAGGUCGCCUGUCGUUGACGAAACGUGCACAAAUGGUCUUGAUCCGGAAGCAGACACGCAGAUGGCACGCUGCACUUGCCGGAGCUGUUGCAGGUGGACUUGCCAUUAUGUGGGAAAAGAGAAGUAGGCGAGGGGUAAUUGCCCAACAGUUGUUUGUGCGUGGGCUUCAGGGGAGUUAUAACGCGUUUACGACGAAGAGGGGGCUUCAUGUACCGCAUGGAGACGUUCUUGUGUUCUCACUUGCCUGUGGACAGAUUGUUUAUGCAUUUUUGUUGAGGCCAGACACUUUGCCUCGUUCGUACAGAAGCUGGAUGAGCCAAGCUUCAAAGGUCCCUGCUGAGUGUGUUCGUAUGAACCAUGACAUGGUACGCGAGGGGGUUUUCGACCUGAAAGAUCUCGAACAACUAAUCCGGCGACCCGACAUCACGGCUGCAAACAAAGCGGACCUCCUUUCCCUGCGCACCCGAUUUCUCAACCCCCUACUAUCUGCUGACGGAGCUGUAGAUUACUUCCCCCGCUAUGGCCCGUGUUCAGCAGUUCAUCCUGCACUUUCUUCGUGUUCGUCGGUCCCAGUUGACCGAUUCUUCGCGGUGUUCAAGUGGAUGCUGCCUAUCUAUGGCGCGUUACAUUUCUUCCCGGCGGUUCUAUUUAAGCGCAAGUCGUUCGUGCAGGACCCUGGAAAGGUGUUGUUGAAGGCUACCCUUGGAAGUUUGCGGAGUUCAGCGUUUUUGGGCGCGUUCGUCGCGGUUUACCAAACCAUUUAUUGCUAUAAGCACAAAAUACACAAAUUCCUCACCCUUCUGCGCAAUGGAGCUAUACCAGCUUCAUUAUUGACCUCUCCACUUGCCAAAAUUCCACAAUGGAUCAUUGACCUGCUCGUCUCGAAGGUUUCAUUCUGGCUACCCGGAUUCAUUGGCGGCUUGGCCCUGUUUGUGGAAGAGAAGAGAAGACGCGGCGAGCUAGCUAUGUAUGUGCUGCCUAAGGGCUUAGAGAGUGCCUGGGUGAUGGCCCGAGGCAAAGGGUAUGUGUUCAGGACCGGGAAAUGGGGUGAGACUCUGUUGACCGCUAUUGGAAUGGCGAUGGUCAUGGUAGGCAAACUUUUUGGAAUCCCAUUGAUGAUUAGACCACUGACAUUUUUGGUUGCAGAGCACGUAUCAAAACGACCCCCAGCAUCUUUCUGGGUUGGUCCGAAGAGUGAUGUAUCAGUUCAUUGGGCCGAACUAGCGAAUGGUACACGAAAACAUCUUUUCGAUGACGCGAGAACCAGAUACGAAGCUCGCUAA